GUUUGAAUGGAAAAGCUAUUUUUAGCCUGUGUUUAAACUUCGUUCAUUCUCCAGCUUCACGUGUGAAGAAUUAGUCUCGUUUCUUCAGUUUUUGGGAUCGCACCAAUGCGAAAUAAGGCCGAAUACUUUAAGUGCUUCCUAACAGCCCAAUCACCAUUUUGAACAAAGCCCUCGUUGAGCAACAACACUCUCCACUAAUGGCCUUGGCUUAUGGGCCAUCUAGUGAAGAGGAUAUUUAACCAGUAUCCCGUUCAAUAAAAUUGACUCUGCUGUCUCGGUCGGUGUGACGAUAAGAAGUGGCCGCGAACGAGAAAUUCUUAUGCUUUGGCAUUGAUUUCUAGCCUGAAACUUUAGUCUGGAAAACUUUGCCCAUGUUUUGCAAAAGACAUGUCUGUAUUCAAAUUUCCGCUCAUCUACUCCGACAUUUUUGGAUGGCGGCUAAAUUCGGGAUUAGAUUAUAACCUUCAAGUUAGAUCCAGAUUCGACAUUCCAACACAGAGCAAAAAAUCCAAUCGAAACAUUUGCACCUUCAAAAGCUUUGGAUGAGACCGAUCAUUAUCAGGGGCAAGUCCCACCCAAUCAAACUCCAUGGAGAUGCUAAACCAUCCUAUCCAAACACUUGAACUUCCACAAACCUUCACCAGGAUUCGGACGGGUGUUGUUGUGAUUGUGCUUCUUUUCGCAUUGGGACCUUGGCCUCCAAAAGUAGACACUUCCAGCGUUCCCAUGAGAAUUUCCCAGGAAUCUGAGGUGUCUGGAAAAGGAUCCAAUGUUGCCUUAUCAUUGUGUAAAUGUCAAGUCAUGUCUGGACCAGAAAGCCAAAGUGGGCUCGUCGAGUGCGCCAAUAUCGCAAAAUUGGAACAAUUGUGUACUUCAAGGUCUGUUCCAAAUGAGGCCAGACACUUGAAAGUUAAACAAUUCGCCUUGGAUCGGCUUUCCCUGACUCGAGAGAUCUUGGAGGACAGGCUUUUGAUGAAUGUGGGCGUACUGGACUCAAUUGUGAUUGUGAACUCAUCCAAACUCCAAGAAAUUGUGGUUUGUGGCCAGAGUUCUAUGGGGGAUCCGAACUUGAUCCCAUGUGGCAGCUUUUCGAAUCUCAAAUAUUUGGACUUGAGGAACAAUAGUUUGAGCCACCUAAGGCCCUUCCAUGAACUUCCCAGUCUUCGGUAUUUGUUUCUUUCAGGCAACCCUUGGCCAUGCUUUGACGUGAUCCAAGUGCCCACGCCCGAUGCCAUUCCAAAUGGUCUGGUUUGGAUGCUUGCAUUCCAAGAGCAAUUCCAAGAUGUUAGCUCAACUUUUUGUGCUAAGCAUGAGCACAACCAAUGGUCUCAAAUUGUGGCGACACAACCGUCUUCCAGAGUCUCAAAUGCGACUCUAAUCGAUUAUCUUCAUUCAUUCCACCAAAUGGAUAGAACAUGUCCAUCUGAGUGCGUUUGUGAGAUUUUCAGUAUUGUUCCACCGUUCAAAAUCAGAGUCGAUUGCUCUAAUCUCAAUUUGACCGAACUACCUCAAGUGGUGCCCGACAAUACACAAAUACUGAAUGUGGAACACAAUCAAAUCUCCAGCCUCUCUGCACUGAGAACCAAUUCGCUCUAUCAGCAUUUGAGCAAGCUCCAUGCAGCCAAUAAUGAGAUUCUGACCCUCUCAGAUCUCCAGGGAUCACCUCUGUUGGCCAACAAACCCACUACCAUUGACAUGAGGGGAAAUCUCCUGACAGACUUCGAUCUCUUCGUCUUGGAACCAACGCUACGAAGUGUGAAAUCUGUUCACUUUGAUGCAUUGAAUUUCAUGUUUGGUAAUAACCCUUGGGAUUGUGGUUGUGAUUCCCUUAAAGAGACUCAGGAUUUCAUAUAUGCUUAUGGCUCCUAUAUUCGGGAUGCCCAACAAAUGGCCUGCGGAAAAUCUGGGGCUCCAAAAAUCGUGAGUGCCAGGUACUUGGAACUUUGCACUCCUCACCACGUCGACUACCUCCUUUGGAUCACCAUUCUCGAGGCCAUCCUCUUGCUGCUAGUUUGUUCCAAGUUGAUUUAUGACAUUGUACAAUAUCGGCGAACUGGUCAAUUGCCUUGGCUGGCUCGGAUACUUUGCAUCGGAUGCUCUCAUUCAAACUCAAAAUCUCAUUACACGAGGAGCCAGGAGCGGCGCAAGUCCUCAUUUUGCGGAUGUGGAACAUUCCGACGGUCUUCACAACAGACUUUGAGCUUGGAAUCGUCGGAACCAGGACGUCGUUUCACUCUUGACGCAUUUAGGCCCAGGCGGUUUACUUCUUUGAGUAACAUUGUCAAAUCCUCAUCAAAAUUGACGACCACUCCUCCAAGUCAGAACAAUCGAGUCGUAAGGCCCGAUUCCCAAUCGAUAUCUUCCCUCGUGGGCAUGGAAUUAGCCGCUUUUGAAAAUGGCGCCCAAACUGAUUCACUGGCCUAGAUCUAGGUCAAAUGUAUGUUCUUGAAAAGGGAGCAUAAAUAUAUUUUUCCGCUUAUUUUUUAAUAAAUACAAAACAACAUACAA
Tigriopus californicus is the source of this 2508-nucleotide messenger RNA. RefSeq names its product protein halfway-like. NCBI's taxonomy places the organism in Eukaryota, Metazoa, Arthropoda, Copepoda, Harpacticoida, Harpacticidae. The transcript has 9 exons. Gene Ontology annotation, molecular function: protein binding. Bases 589 to 2424 code for a protein of 611 amino acids. The record is from RefSeq and is a predicted model, not a curated record.